AUGAAGGAUCCCGUACAUGACCCGCUUGACGAUUCUAUUCACGACCACGCAUCUAUCUGGAGCUCCUAUCGAAGAGCAGCUCUGAGAACUGGCCAGCCAUCGAACGGUUUAGUGUUAAAUGAAGUGAAUAGCCGUCCAAGACCGCAUAUUAAUCCUGCUGAUCAUAUCGCUUCUGUCGCUGACGAUCAUGGACAGCACAACGAAGAAGAAUGUGCCUUGGCGAUGGAAAAACUGAGAGUGGAAAUCAAGAAGUUGAGGCGCUUGAACCGCAAAAAGGAUAUUGUCAUAGAAACAUUGAUGAAGAAGAUAGUCAAAUCGGAAAAACCGCGUGCGGCUGAACACUACACUUUUUCGCCUCUGGGUCGCAGUCACUGGCGUCAAGUCUCUCCCGGUACUGCCGUUGGUAGAGAACAGAGUUCGAUUUCGUCUCAAUCCACUGAUGCUACGGAACAAGGCCAUGUGACAGCUUCGUCUGUACACACAUCCAAAGCCACGCGAAAUCCGCAAACUCUUGUCAUCCAUAAGGGCUCAAGAUACGUCAUUCAUAGGAAGAAAAAUCACUUGUCAACCGCAGCACACUACUCGUUAUGCUUGAUAUCAAAUCGUCCUGAUCUUAUUAGACGCAUUGAGAAGCGCCAAGCUGCUAUCAGUGCGGCUGCUGCAUUGAGACAUCGAGUUGCCGAGGAAAAAAAGUUUGCUGCUCGAGCGGUGGUGGAAGGAAAGUGCUCAUUCAGCAACGUAAAGAAUAGUUUGUUUCUUGAUCCAACUCGCAUCACAGCGUUUCCGAAGGAUGAAAUCGUCAACUUAACUAAGAGGCACCUGCGUGCAUCGGAUGCUUAUAGAUCAGAGGUUUCGGAUGAAAGAAGAAGAGUCGACAUUGCUGCCUCGAAAAUCAUUGCUCAGUCUUUCAGUGAGGUGAGUGGUAGCGAAUUACAAAAAUUUUUA
Ostertagia ostertagi is the source of this 945-nucleotide messenger RNA. Lineage: Eukaryota; Metazoa; Nematoda; Chromadorea; Rhabditida; Trichostrongylidae. The record is from the annotation of a GenBank genome assembly.